CGUCGGGUUCACGACGUUUUAUAUUUUUUACUUGCACAAUAUGUCUGGACAAGGAACGAAAGACGUUCGUUGAAUUAAGACUAAAGCAGUAUGGCUACUGCACCAGAUCCUGCUCCUGUGACGCAAAUGGAAACUCUUUUAGAGUGUUCUGUUUGUAUGGAGACAUUGACUCAACCACGGACAUUGUCAUGCUAUCAUUCAUUUUGUAAACACUGCUUGGAGAAUUAUGUUGCCGCUCAGCGCGAGAAGGCAGUUGAAGCUAAAGCGAAAGUACCAGAAAUCUUCGAAUGUCCAUUAUGCCGCACGGAGUUUUCAGUCAAAGAAGGGGAAAAUAUUGCCGAGAAAAUGCCAGCAAACCACUUUAUUAACAACCUGUUGGAAUUGCUCAGCAUACAGCAACAAGCCCAUCAUGUAAAAUGCCAGUCGUGUAAAUCGAACGCUCCUGCAGCCAGCAGAUGCAUAUCGUGUGAGAAAUUUCUGUGUGGAAAGUGUCUGGAAACCCACAACAACUGGACAGACUUUGAGGAUCAUGUCGUGUUUACGUUGGAAGAAUUAGCGAAGCCAGAAAAUCGAGCGAAGGUAAAGGGCAAACCUCGUUGUGAGAAACACGACAAAAUACUCAAAUUCUACUGCGAAACAUGCAAAGUCCUUGUUUGUCGAUACUGCAUGGAUCUUAAUCACACUCGGCCUGAACAUACGUGGUUCCCUUUGACAGACGUUGUUGUACAGCACAAGGAAGCUUUGAACGCAUCUUCCGGUAUAUUUGAGAAGCAAAAAAACGAUGCAGCUGAGAGUAAUCGUAAGAUUGAAGAGGCAAUGGAGACCCUGAAGAACAACGCAACAAAAGCAAGAGACGCCAUUAAGCAGCAACAACAGAAUAUUCUGAAUGCGUUUACCAAGAAACUCGAGAAAGAAACGACAGCCUUGCUUGACCAAGUUGAGAUGAAAUACAGAGAAGCCAAUGAGCCCUUGUUGAAACAACAGGCUAACGUGAAAGCUUAUUUCCAAAAGGCAAAAAGCUCGUUGGAUUUUACCAGCAAUAUUCUCUCCAGUGGAAGCGACGAGGUACUCCUUGCUCUUAAACACGAGAUUGAGGAAAAAGCUGGGAGCAUUGAGAAUGAACGGCCAGAAAAUAUGGAGCCAGUCCACGACGGCCUUUUUGAAUAUCAUCCAAAACCAACCAAAGACAUCAUGGAGAAUUUGAAGUUAAACGACUUAGGAAAACUUGUUUCUGGUGCUUUAAAGAAAACAAGAGUCAACCCUGUGCAGCAGUCCUUAUCUGAGAGAUCAACCAUCUUCGAGGGUAACAUUGAAUAUGCGAAGCAACUUGUAGAGUGGAUGGAAUAUAAGAAGUUUAGUUGGCAACUUUGUUAUCGAGCUUCACGUGAUGGUUGGGACGCAAACAAUUUUCAUAGAAAGUGUGACGAUGUUGGACCUACAGUGACCUUGGUGAAAUGUGGAACCAACGUUUUUGGUGGUUUUACUGAUCAAAGUUGGAGACAGACAACAUUUUCAGUUUUCGGGGAGUAUAAACGUUCCUACUCGUCAUUCUUGUUUUCAUUGAAAAAUAAAGAGAAUAUGCGGCCAUUUAAGUGUCCGAUCAAGGAUGGUAAAAAUAACAGAGCAAUCAGCUGUUCGAACAUCUGGGUAGCAGCCUUUGGUGUUCGUGAUCUGUUCAUCAGCUCCAAUGCCAACACAAACCAAAAUUCAUCCAGCAACCUUGGUGGCACAUAUCAACCUCCUCCAGGAUAUGAACCUGGAGUCCGUCAAACGAAUGCUCUGUUGGCGGGCAGCUGCACUUUCACUCCAUCAGAAAUUGAAGUUUUUCACAGUUAAAACGAAGGUGAAAUUAAUAGAGACCUUUAAAAUGACGUUGACAGCAAAUUUCAAACCUUUAAUGAGUGAUUUGUUUUUUUUUUCAUUUCUGUUAUAAAAGCUUUUUACUAGUCAUUGUACAAAAAAAGGUUCCAAAUCCUUUUAAUCCGAGGGGGUAGUGUGACUACCUUAGCUAGGAGGGGGUGCAACCCCUGCGUUUUACGGACGAACACGUGGCACUUGAAGCGCGUCUAAAGCAAGCAUUAGGGUGAUUUAUACCGGCGAAAAAGAUAAGCCGCGACCAAAAUAAGUCGCGAACAGUACGCCUUUCUCUUCUCCCCUGAAGUAGGCAAACACUGAAGGUAGUUUUGGGGGCAUGGCCUUUGCAAAAAAUUGUAAAAAUUACUAUUUAAAAACAUCAGAAAUGGUAGCUUUCGCAAAAGGAAAAUUAAUAGAGAGCUUAAGAAUGACGUUUACAGCAAACGCCAAGCCUUUAUUCACGAAUGUUUUUACACCUCCAUAAUAAAAGCUCUUUCAGCAAUUAUACUGAUACAUUAAAACAUGGCGCAAGUCCAUGUUUGCUGAAUUAUGUGUGUAUUUUACCGCCUUUCCACAUUUAUAACCUCUAGCUAAGCAACUUGAAUAUUUAGAGAUGGCUGACUUUGGUUUUCAAUAUGAACGAACCGCGGAAUACAAACAAAACAGCAAGCUUCAGGGUUGAUUUAGAGAAACACAUAUAUUAUUGUAGAACGCUGGGCAUGUGUGAACACCAGACUGGACCUGAUUUAAAUCAACAAUUCGCUGUCAAUGAUUUGUAAAACACUCAUUCACUAACGCAAGUCAUCAAUAUAUUUGAUACCAAUACACCAGCAACCCAUAUUUUGUAUAUGCCUGGUCGAUUCGUCUAAAACGUGCAAAGAACCUUCAUAUACUGCAGAAAUUCUCUUCUUAAAACAAACAAUAUCUCGUUUAGUGUACGUGCAAGUUCACAGCACGCUCAAACCACACGCCAGCGUAUCGUUCAUUCGUCAUAUGCUUUCAAAAAUGAUAACAAAGAGUAAAUUUCAAAAUUGAGCCAUGUUUGAAUUUAAAACUUCAAAUGAUUGAGAAAAUCAAUGAAAGCGAUUAAAAGGUUAAUCGGUUGUAAGUCAUGCAGUGGCAUCAAACCAUAGUAAAGUACGCAAAGAAUGCAACCGUAAAAAUUUUCACGUUUCGUGCAAAGACACUUCGUCCCCAACCCAAGUUCUCUUUGAUAUGAACUACUAGUAUGGUUGUGUACUUGCAAAGGCAUAAAAAAGACUCAAAGCACACACCAGCGCAUCGUUAAUUAAUAUCGCAGUUGUCCGUUGGCCGCUUAUGUUUGCUUAAACGAUUACGAGUAUAAAUAAUGUGUUGGAAUCAAGAUUUGUCCAAUCUUCAAACUUU
This is a messenger RNA of Dendronephthya gigantea, 3240 nucleotides long. Its product is annotated as E3 ubiquitin-protein ligase TRIM33-like. Bases 91 to 1836 code for a protein of 581 amino acids. Gene Ontology annotation, molecular function: zinc ion binding; ubiquitin-protein transferase activity. Gene Ontology annotation, cellular component: chromatin; nucleoplasm. NCBI's taxonomy places the organism in Eukaryota, Metazoa, Cnidaria, Anthozoa, Malacalcyonacea, Nephtheidae. The transcript is spliced from 4 exons. The record is from RefSeq and is a predicted model, not a curated record. Gene Ontology annotation, biological process: positive regulation of DNA-templated transcription.